This is a messenger RNA of Pipistrellus nathusii (Nathusius's pipistrelle), 4296 nucleotides long. The record is from the annotation of a GenBank genome assembly. Lineage: Eukaryota; Metazoa; Chordata; Mammalia; Chiroptera; Vespertilionidae.
AUGUGCCCGGAGGAAAGCGGUGCGGCCGGGCUGGGCGAGCUCCGCUCCUGGUGGGAAGUCCCGGCCAUAGCGCACUUCUGCUCGCUCUUUCGCACGGCGUUCCGCCUUCCCGACUUCGAGAUCGAGGAGUUAGAAGCAGCUCUUCACAGAGAUGAUGCAGAGUUUAUUAGUGACCUGAUCGCCUGCUUGCUUCAGGGCUGCUAUCAACGAAGGGAUAUCACGCCUCAGACAUUUCACAGCUACCUAGAGGACAUCAUAAAUUACCGCUGGGAGCUGGAGGAAGGGAAGCCCAACCCGCUGAGAGAAGCCAGUUUCCAAGACCUGCCUCUUCGUACGCGUGUGGAGAUCCUACACCGCCUCUGUGAUUACCGGCUAGAUGCAGAUGAUGUCUUCGAUCUUCUCAAGGGUCUAGAUGCAGAUAGUCUCCGUGUGGAGCCAUUAGGUGAAGAUAAUUCUGGGGCACUGUAUUGGUAUUUCUAUGGAACUCGAAUGUACAAGGAGGACCCAAUACAAGGAAAAUCCAACAGAGAACUCUCUUUGAGCAGGGAAAGUGAAGGACAAAAAAAUGGCUCAGGCAUUCUUGGGAAAACAGGAAAAAGAAGAGGAAGACCCCCCAAACGGAAGAAACUACAGGAGGAGAUUAUAGUGAGUGAGAAGCAGGACAAAAAUUCCAUGGUAUCUGAGCCACAGACAAGAAAUGGGCCAGGUCAAGGCACUUGGUGGCUCGUGUGCCAAACAGAAGAAGAAUGGAGACAGGUUACUGAGAGUUUUCGAGAGAGGACCUCCAUUAGAGAACGGCAGCUCUAUAAGCUCCUGAGCGAGGAUUUCCUACCUGAAAUCUGCAACAUGAUUGCCCAGAAGGAGACUCCUAUGAUUACCAGAAUAGAAAAACAGAAGCGCAAAGAGGAGGAAGAAGAACGUCAACUUCUUAUAGCAGUGCAGAAGAAGGAGCAAGAGCAGAUGCUAAAGGAAGAGAAGAAAAGAGAGUUGGAGGAAAAGGUCAAGGCAGUGGAAGACCGAGCUAAGAGGAGAAAGCUCAGGGAAGAAAGGGCAUGGCUGCUGGCUCAAGGCAAGGAGCUCCCCCCAGAGCUUUCCCACCUGGACCCUAAUUCUCCCAUGAGGGAAGAAAAAAGGAUUAAAGAUCUCUUUGAGUUGGAUGAUGAUUUCACUGCCAUGUAUAAAGUUCUAGAUGUGGUAAAGGCUCACAAGGAUUCCUGGCCCUUUUUAGAACCUGUGGAUGAAUCAUAUGCCCCAAACUAUUAUCAAAUUAUUAAGGUCCCAAUGGAUAUUUCAAGCAUGGAAAAGAAACUAAAUGGAGGCUUAUACUGUACCAAGGAGGAAUUUGUAAAUGACAUGAAGACAAUGUUCAGGAAUUGUCGAAAAUAUAAUGGGGAAAGUAGUGAGUAUACCAAGAUGUCGGAUAAUUUAGAGAGGUGUUUCCAUCGGGCAAUGAUGAAGCAUUUUCCUGGCGAAGAUGGAGACACAGAUGAAGAAUUUUGGAUCAAAGAGGAUGAAAAGCGGGAGAAGAGGCGGAGUCGGGCUGGGCGAAGUGGUGGAAGCCACAUUUGUACCCGCUCCAAGGACUCCGAAGGGCCCAGCAGGAAACAACAGCCAGUGGAAAACGGAGGAAAAUCAUUGCCACCUGCACGCAGAGCUCCCUCCUCUGGGGCUGGUCAGAGUGUCAGUUCUACACGGCUCCCUCCGAAGGUGGGCACACCGAGUAACCAAGGCCUUCCUCGUCCCCUGCAUUAUGGUGGGAUGCCCAACCAGGCACCCCUUUUAAAUCAGAUGAGGCCAGCAGAACCAGGAACAUUUGGCCAUCUUCGAGGAUCAGAUCCUGCCAGUAUAUAUGUCUCCUCCAGAGUCCCAGAACCACACCCUGGGGAGCCUAUGCAGCAGCAGCCACCUUUUGCCUUGCAGCCUCCAGUUGGAAUUAACAAGCAUCGAGGACCCAGGCUGGGCACGCCUGAAGAGAAGCAAAUGUGUGGGGGGUUGAGGCACCUUUCUAACAUGGGAUCACAUCCUGGUUCCUUGCCUCUUGGGCAGAUGAGUGGCCCCAGUCAGGAUAGAAAUAUGUAUCCCCCAACUCAAUUCCAGCCAGGAUUUAUUCCUCCCAGGCCUGGAGGGGUUCAAGCCCGACCCCCAGACUUUCCUGAAAGCUCAGAAAUUCCUCCCAGCCACAUGUACCGAUCAUACAAAUACCUGAAUCGAGUAUACCCUGCUGUCUGGAAUGGGAACCACAGUGCUGCAAACCCAAGACCUUUAGGGCCAGAUGAAAAGCCCCUCAUGGGGCCAGGACCAUCCCACCUGCCUCACACUCUUGGUCACAUGAUGGAUUCCCUAGUGAUGAGACCACCUCUUCCUUCAAACCAGUGGACUGAACAAUCAAGUUUUCUACCUCAUGGUGUUCCUUCUUCAGGGUACAUGCGACCACACUGUAAAUCUGGUGGGCAUCGGUUACAGCCACCUCUAGCACCGAGUCCCCUGUUUGGAGCACCCUCCCAGGUUCUGAGAGGGGUGCAAGGAGGGGACUCCAUGAUGGACAGCCCAGAGAUGAUCGCCAUGCAGCAGCUUUCCUCACGCGUUUGCCUGCCCGGUGUGCCUUACCACCCCCGACAGCCUGCUCCCCCACAUUUACCUGGCCCUUUUCCACAGGGAGCUCACUCAGCAUCAGUUAGUGUGUCAGCCCCCAAGCCUGCCUUGGGAAACCCUGGGAGGACACAGGAUAACAGUGAAAUAGAAGAUCCUGAAAAUGACCGAGAUCCCUUACCUGGGCUAGAGAAGCCACCAAGUGUUGGUGCCUCGGAGGGGGUGUACCUCAGACAACUACCUCACACUACACCACCCUUACCGACCAACAGUACCAAGCAGAGUUCGCCACAAGAAAGGGAAGCAGAAGGCCCAGAGCUCAAAAAUGACUCCUCAGCAUCUGAAAACAACUGUCAGGCAACAAAGGGCAAAAAUACCUGGCCCUCGGAGAAUAGCUACAUCAGCCCAGCAGCCCAGGGAUGUAUGGGGGACCUCUCCACUCUGGCAAAUAGAGGAGCUCUGUCUGAAAAUGGAGUGGUGGUUGAAGUACUCACUUGUGGAUCAGAAGGGAAGGGUCUUGGUGGUAGUGGUACAGAAAAGCCAUUCUGCCCCAGAAGUAAAACAUUGCAGGAAACCAUUUCAUGUUCAGGACAGAACCCAGCUACACCUCCCAAUGCAGACCCCAAUUUGAUGGAAAGAACUGUCAGUCAGUUUUCUCCCUUGUACAUGUCUGGCCUGGAAUACCCAAAUUCAGCUACACAUUAUCACAUCAGUUCAAGCCUGCAAGGCCUUGGCCCUGUGAUGGGAGGUAAACCCUCAGUAUCACAUCUUCAGCAUUUUCCCUCUAGGGGCUUUCAUACUAACAACCCUCAUUCUGGAGUCUUUCCCCGUUAUCGCCCCCACCAAGGAAUGAGGUAUUCCUACCAGCCACCACCUCAGCCUUCCUACCAUCACUAUCAGCGAACUCCUUAUUACACAUGUCCACAGGACUUUUCUGAUUGGCAGAGACACCUUUCUCCCCUGGGAAGCCCAAGUGGCCUCCCACCUAACCAGCCACCCCCUCCAAGACCCCUCUUCUCAGAUAAGAUUGCCAUGGCUAAUCUACAAGGCUGUGAGACACUAAAUGCUGCCUUAACUUCCCCAACCUGCAUGGAUGCAGUGGCUGCUAAGGUCAUUGCAACUGAUGGGCAGAAUCCUGGUCCAGAGGAAGAGAAACCAGAUGAAUCUAUGGAGAGGCCAGAGAGUCCCAAAGAAUUUUUAGACCUGGACAACCAUAAUGCAGCUACCAAGCAACAGAGUUCGUUGUCAGCCAGCGAGUAUCUUUAUGGGACUCCUCCAUCACCUCUGAGUUCAGGGAUGGGGUUUGGUUCAUCUGCUUUUCCACCUCAGGGUGUGAUGCUACAAACAAGGCCUUCCUAUACACCUCACCAGCCAGCCAGUCAUCUCCAGCCCAGGGCAUAUUCUUCCCCUGUGGCUGCUCACCCGCCUCACCAUCCAGUGGCUGCCCAGCCCAAUGGCCUCUCUCAGGAGAGCCCCAUCUACCACUGUCAGGAAGAGGGCUUGGGUCAUUUUCAGGCUGUAAUGAUGGAACAAAUAGGCACUGGAAGUGGAAUAAGGAGACCUUUUCAAGAAACAUACAGACCAUCAGGAAUGCAAAUGCAUCCAGUCCAGUCACAGUCCUCUUUCCCAAAGACCCCAGCACCAGCAACAUUGCAGGAAGAGCUGCCACCACAUAAGUCCCAAACACACUCUCUUGAUCAGAGCUAG